Brenthis ino (lesser marbled fritillary) is the source of this 4422-nucleotide messenger RNA. NCBI's taxonomy places the organism in Eukaryota, Metazoa, Arthropoda, Insecta, Lepidoptera, Nymphalidae. The record is from the annotation of a GenBank genome assembly.
AUGCAAACCCUCCGUAAGAAAACCAGCCCUUGCAAAUACAAGAACGAGCCGGGUCGCUUUCUCGGCGAGGGCGUUUCGUUUCGUGCGAAACUAAUCGGCGUCCUCGAGGUGCCGGAAGCGCGUGGAGAUAGAAUGUGUCAAGAGGCGCUGGCUGACUUGAAGAUGGCGAUCCGGGCCGCGGGAGAACAUAAGCAGAGAAUACAGGUCCACGUAGCCAUCGACGGUCUUCGCCUGCGCGAUGAUAAAACUGGUGAUUCUCUAUACCAUCAUCCAGUUCACAAGAUAUCGUUCAUUGCGCAAGACAUGACGGAUUCACGCGCUUUCGGCUACAUAUUCGGAUCUCCAGACACAGGCCACCGUUUUUUUGGUAUCAAGACUGAUAAAGCAGCUAGUCAAGUAGUUAUAGCUAUGAGAGACUUAUUUCAAGUAGUAUUCGAAUUGAAGAAGAAGGAGGUGGAAAUGGCCAAGCAGCAGCUCGAACGUAAAACUGACAUCAGCAUCCUUGUGAAACAUACCACUAGUGCUACGACUGACACUAAGUCUAAGAUAAUACCAACGACAGGAGAGUCUAGUUCGUCUAUGACGAAGCCAGAAGGUAACGCGGAGGGUGGCGUGGCAGAGUUGGUGGACUUAGAACAAGAGCUGUGCUCGUUAAGACGAGGCCUCACGCAGGUCGAAGGUCUAACACCUUCGACGGAUCCGUUUGGAGACUCCUUUAUAGUUCCCGCCCAGAAGGGUCUCCUCCCGCCGCCCCCCGGCGCGAGGGGCCGCGCCCCGCCCCGCGCUUUCAGCCCAAACAAACCCGCACUCUCCUUCGACCUGUCCGCCGUGGCCGGGGACUUCGAACCGAAACCCGCUUCCUUGGUGGACGACCUGCCAGAACCACCUGUUCAAUCGCAAGCGCCAGCGUACGACGUGUUCACGGAACUCGACCCGCUCGGCACAGGCCGGAGUAGACCUUACGUUGACAAAAAACUCUUCUUUCAGGAGCUCAAAAACCCACCAAAGAAAGUUCUCAAAGACCUCGUACCGCAGCACAGCCUUCUCACUGAUAUGGGGGUGGGUGACGGGGCGGAGGCCUACGGGCCCCCCACGACAAUGACCUCCCUUUCGAGGCACUCCGGGGGCUCGGUAGCGAUAGCGAAGCCCCAGCCGAAUUUCUCACCCGAUUUGUUCUCGUCUGAUCCCUUCGCUGAAACCGAUCCCUUCGACAAUAGCGAUCCUUUCUCUGAUACAUUCAAAGAUGAUCCCUUCACGACCAUGCAAGAGUUCCCAAAACUAAGUUCCUUAAGAACGGAGGAUCUGAAGAGCAAACUGAGCAAGGAAUUGAUUCAGGAUAAGCCGGAGACCAUCACUAGUUUGGAAGCCAAGAAUGUGUUUAACGGACCCUUGCAAGUUUCUCUACCGCCGGAACCCGCACCCAAAUCGCCCAGACUGCCUAGACAGAACACAGACACAAGCACAAUCAGACAGAGGCCGCACGCCAGCUCCAAGCUGAACUCGGACAGCGCCUCUCCCCCGCCUCCGCUCCCCCCCAAGAAGGUGGAGGUGAGCCUGCCGCCGCCGCGCCCGCCGCACGACCACGAGGAGGACACCCCCCCGCUCCCCAAGCCGGCGAGGAAGAAGGAGCCCAUGGCGGACCGCAGCACGAAGCCGCGCCAGUCGUCGCUGGGCGCGACCAGCAGCGAGGACGAGUACCUGUCGCCGGCGCCGCCGCCGCUGCCGGCCGCGCGCCGCUUCGACAUCACGCUCGCGCAGCUCCUCACGCUCACCAUGGACGAGCUCGCGGCACGGCUUCGAGUCCCGGCCGCGACGCUAUCGUCCAUGACGCUGCCUCAACUUACGGAAUACCUUCGGUCUUAUGUCGCUUCUGAAAACGAAAAGGCGCAUAUUCAUGUGGAUCCAGCCCUGAAAGUUGAGAAAGAUAAAAUCACGCCCACCAUACCCGCUAUUCCAACGACCUUACCUGAAAAACCACUAAAUCUAGCACCUAUACCUUCCGAAUUUAAACCUCAGUUCGAAGAUGAUUUUGCACCGACAGACUCAACAGACACAUUUGUAGCGAAUUUCGAUGACUUUGAUAAAAAAGUUAAUCCUGGUUAUGAUAAAUACGCAGCGUUUAGAGAGAUACAGGAGCAAGAGUUGAAAGCUAAAUCAAUAUUAGAUCCCAACGAUAUAGAAAUAAAACAUGAAGAAGACAAAGAACUUGCGAAUAUAGAAAAUCUAAUAAAAACUGAAGAGCAGAAAAUUGAGGAACGAAAGGAAUUAGACAAAAGUCCACUAAAGAGUUUAGAUGAAUUAACAAUAGAUUCGUUUAACAUGUUCCGUAAUUCAGUGAGCCCGAAGCCGAUAGAUGCCAAAAUUGAAGAUAUUAAGACUGUUAUGAAAAAUUUACAAAUAGAAAGGGCAAGGCAUAGCGUCUCCCCGCGUGAUGAAGCUACGGAAACCAAACACGAUGAUUCAAAUGACAGAUAUGCAGCCUUACGAGAAAUAACUAUAACGGAACCCCCUCAAGACGAGUUCGAAUCGAUUCCGCCGGAAGCCCCUAAAGAAAGAAAGAAAUCGGACGAAAAAUCGGAUGGGUUCGAUAAUUCGGAUUUUUUCGAUUGUAUCGAUAACAGCUCCCUCUCCUUUAAUGUUGAAGACGCGUUUCGGAAGAGUCCAGGAGUGAAAGAGAAGGAAGAGGAGAAAAAGGUGGAGGAAAAGAAAGAGACGCCAAUAGAAACUUCUAUUAUACCGGUUAGGGACUUGCAGCCAUCUGUAAGGCUUUCUACUGGGUCCAUCAGUGAUGUAGCGAGCGGUUCUUCUCCGGAUACUAAAGACCGUUGCCUGGGGCCGGUGAUCGGCGGGCUGACGCGGCUGGGCUGGGCCGAGGGCUGGUCGUCGGACUCGCGCGACUCCGAGCCGCGCCGCCGCCGCCGCCGCGCGCACGCCCGCGGGCCCGCCGUUCAAACAUCGUCAUCAUCUCGCGACGUGUCCCCGUGGGACGAAGAGCCCCCGAUGGCGAGACUGGCGCGGCCGCCAUCGCAUCGAGACAGAGACUCGCGGCAUAAUUCAUCCGGCUCAAGAGAGUGUCUUGAUUCCGGAAGUGGAAGAGAGAAAGAAAAAAAUCGAGAUAAGCGCGGCAGUAGAGAUAGAGAUUUGAAUCGUGAUGGAAGAGAUUCAGCUAGAGAUAGACGAGAUUCGGGCAGCGGUAGAGAUAGGCGUGACGUCAGCAAAGAAAGAGACCACAGGGACCAUAGAGACAGAGACCGAAGAGACCGAAGGAGCAGAGAAAGAGAGAAAGACACAUGGAGUAGAGAAAGGAAUUACAGUAGAGAAAGAGAUUAUAGAGACUCGAGGAGUAGAGAGAGAUCGAAGGAUUAUAGGGAUAUAGAUCGGCAUCGGAAACCCAGACAUUCGUAUGAUGAAGAAGAUUACAGCGACGGCUGCGGGUCCGGUCGCUCUUCACCGCGCGAGCGCUGGCCCGACCAGCGCUGGCGCAGGGACGAAAGAAACUACGGGUCACUCGGAUGGCGAGAAACUAGACGUAGGAAUGAAUUGAGGCAAGGUGAAGAUCCAAGUGAACGAAGGUAUGGAUCUACAUUAGGCUGGCCGGGACGACGCUCAGCCACCAUCACAGCGAGAAAAGCCGAACGGGAUUUACGUGAAACCCGAGACUCUGGCCGGGAUUCCCGGGAUGCGCGUGACUCAGGACGAGAUUCGGGACGAGACUCGCGAGAUCCACGAGAUUCUGGUCGGGAUUCCCGAGAUGCUAGGGAUUCUGGACGAGAAUCGGGAAGGGACUCGCGGGACCCUCGUGAUUCGGGCCGGGAGUCGGGACGGGAUACGAGAGAUGUGCGGGAUUCAGUUCGGGAUUCCCGUGAUCCCAGAAGACGAAGGCGUGAAGACCCUCGAGCUAGGCCGAGAGAUUAUCGUUUUUCUAAUGAUUUUUCUCCAAGGGAAAGAGAACAUACUUCACCUUUCGACAACGACUUUCAAGACACGCCUACACCUAAUACAAAGAAACGCACUCCGUAUUCUUGUUUAGAGGGAACAAGAUUCGUGUUCGAGCCCGAGAACACGACGGCGUCCCCCGUGUCGGGCAGCUCGGCGCGCGCGCGGGACGGCGACUCACCCGCCACCCGGUUCCGAUUCGAUUCCGACUCACUCUCACCAAGGUCGAUGUUCGAAGACGAUUUCACAACUAUCUCCACGCCACGAGGACGCACAGCAUCCAUCGCUGAAGAGGACGAAGGUGACCUACCACCUCUCAGAGCGAAGCCGCAGCAACAUCGAGACAUCAAGAAGUCGGACUCGGUGAAUAUAUUCACUCGUGAAUCGGAUCCGUUUGAAGGGGACGCGUUUUUCGCUUGCACCGGGUCCGACCGUGUCGCCCGGCGGGAAAACUGGCCCGGAGACUUUCAGGGUUUCGAUAAUUCG